CGGCCUCCGCCAGAAGUCUCUGCGCUACAGUCUUUCUUUUGGGAUCCACUCUCGCACGUAGAGGAGGCAGUGACCUUUGAGGAUGUGGCUGUGAACUUCACCAUGGAGGAGUGGGCUUUGCUGAAUCCAUCCCAAAAGAAGCUCUACCGAGAUGUGAUGGGGGAAACCUUUAGGAACAUGGAGGCAGUGACCUUUGAGGAUGUGGCUGUGAACUUCACCAUGGAGGAGUGGGCUUUGCUGAAUCCAUCCCAAAAGAAGCUGUACAGAGAUGUGAUGGGGGAAAUAUUUAGGAACCUGGCUGCUAUAGGAAGAGCUGGGGAUAACCAGGAAGUUGGAAAAGAAUACAAAAAUUACUGGAGAUUUCUAAGAAGUGAAGAGGUAGGGAAGUGCUAUCAAUAUAAAGGUUGGAAACAACAAGAAGAAGUAUGCCUUCAUACUCCGGAUGCUAAUGUGGACCUGAAACAAACAGACACACACAGUGAUGUUCAGAUCCAUGAAACAAAUUGCAGUGGGGAGAAACCCUAUGCAUGUAAGCAGUGUGGGAAAGCUUUUACCACACGUGGAUAUUGUCAAAUACAUGAAAGCCUUCACACUGGAGAGAAACCCUAUGUAUGUAAGCAAUGUGAGAAAGCUUUCAGCACACGUACAUAUUGUCAAAUGCAUGAAAGACUUCACACUGGGGAGAAACCCUAUGUAUGUAAGCAAUGUGGGAAAGCUUUCAGCACAAAACGUCAUUGUCAAACACAUGAAAGAGUUCAUACUGGAGAGAAACCCUACGUAUGUAAAGUAUGUGGGAAAGCUUUCAGCAGAAACACUCAUUGUCGAAGACAUGAAAGAACUCACACUGGGGAGAAACCCUAUGUAUGUAAACAGUGUGGGAAGGCUUUUACCACACAUGCAUAUUGUAAAAUACAUGAAAGACUUCACACUGGGAAGAAACCCUAUGUAUGUAAGCAAUGUGAGAAAGCUUUCAACAGGUAUAGUGAUUGUAAAAUACAUGAAAGAAUUCACACAGGGGAGAAACCCUAUGUAUGUAAGCAAUGUGAGAAAGCUUUUACCACACGCAGAUCUUGUCAAAUACAUGAAAGAAUUCACACUGGGGAGAAACCCUAUGUAUGUAAACAAUGUGGGAAAGCAUUUAGCACAAACAGUCAUUGGCGAACACAUGAAAGAACUCACACUAGAGAGAAACACUAUGCAUGUAAGAAAUGUGGGAAAGCUUUCAGCAGACACAGUGAAUAUAAGACACAUGAAAGAACUCACACUGGAGAUUAAUCCAAUGUAUGUAAGCAAUGUGCAAAUACUUUCAGCACACAUGAUGGUUGUCACAUAUAUGAAAGAACUUACUGGGCAGAAAUCCUAUGUAUAUGAGCAAUUGGGAAAGACACUAGUCCACAUACACUGUUAAAUAUAUGAAAGACACAUGACUGGGGAGAAA
Molecule: messenger RNA, 1438 nt
Organism: Chinchilla lanigera (long-tailed chinchilla)
Lineage: Eukaryota; Metazoa; Chordata; Mammalia; Rodentia; Chinchillidae
Product: zinc finger protein 136-like
Exons: 4
Coding region: 103-1275 (390 amino acids)
Biological process (GO): negative regulation of transcription by RNA polymerase II
Molecular function (GO): DNA-binding transcription repressor activity, RNA polymerase II-specific
Source: RefSeq, a predicted model, not a curated record